AUGCCUCCAGCGCUCAGCGACGAUGAGUCCUCCGACGUGGAGCCUCAGGUAACGACAAUGCGAUCUUCCCGAAGCUCGCGAUCACUCGCCGACGAUGCGCGCAGCAUGGAAAGCGAUGACAAGCCAGGACCUGUGGCUGCCAAUGGAGGCAGUGAGGUUGACGGAGAAGACGAGGAGGAGGAUGAGGAUCUUGAGGAGGACGUGUUUAUCGUCGAAGCGAUCAAAAGUCACAUGAUUGACGAAGAUGGAAGUCUGAGAUUUCAGGUGAAGUGGGAAGGUUACGACUCCAAAAAGGACUUGACCUGGGAGCCCGAGGAGAAUCUGGAAGAAUCUGCGCAGGAAAUUCUAGAUGAGUAUUUUCGCAAGUUUGGUGGACGAGAGAACAUUUUCAACCAAACAGAGAAGGCAUCCAGGGGGAAGAAGAGAGGGCGAGGAGCCUCCAACGCGGCGGCGACGACGGCCAAGCGACCACGAAAGAACGGCACACACCCUGCUGAUUCGGCACCGCCCGCCAGCGCGAAACCGUGGCAACCACCAGCGGGCUCCUGGGAAGACGAAAUUGCCACCAUCGAUGCUUGCGAGGACGAGGGGAGUGGCAAGCUUGUCGUGUACCUCAUUUGGAAGAACGGGCAGAAGACCAAGCAUGAGACGUCUGUCAUUUACAAGAAGUGUCCUCAAAAGGUACGUGCGGUUGCCGAGUGUUGGGUGGCUGGCGGCAACGCGUGCAACUACUGA
Messenger RNA from Metarhizium acridum CQMa 102, 735 nucleotides. RefSeq lists its product as uncharacterized. The record is from RefSeq and is a predicted model, not a curated record. NCBI's taxonomy places the organism in Eukaryota, Fungi, Ascomycota, Sordariomycetes, Hypocreales, Clavicipitaceae. Gene Ontology annotation, molecular function: chromatin binding. Gene Ontology annotation, cellular component: pericentric heterochromatin; nucleus. Gene Ontology annotation, biological process: negative regulation of transcription by RNA polymerase II; chromatin organization.